AUGAAAAUCUUUCGCAGUCCAAGAAUGGGGAAUGUCGACUCUCAGAUCGCCAAGUCCCACGGGUUUGAUGUAGAUACUCUACAGAAGGAAUCACAAUUCAGUGCCGUCGAAUUAAAGCGUCUCAAACGCAGAUACGAAAGGCUGGACACGGACCACAAUGGCAAGAUCUCGACAGAAGAGUUCAUGGACCUUCCUGAGCUUGCCAACAACCCUCUGGUAGAACGAAUCAUCGCCACUAUGGACACAGACAACGAUGGUGACGUGGAUUUCCAGGAGUUCAUUAUGGCGCUGAGUAUCUUCAUCCGAGGCAGCAAGGAGUCGAAGCUACAAUUCGCCUUCAAGAUCUACGACAUGGAUGGCGACGGGUUCAUCUCCAAUGGAGAACUUUACGCUGUAUUGAAGAUGAUGGUGGGCAGCAAUUUGCAGGACACGCAACUGCAGCAGAUUGUGGACAAGACUAUCAUGUACUCGGAUCAGAACGGAGAUGGCAAGAUAUCCUUCGAGGAGUUCUGCCAGGUAAUUGCGCAUACCGAGGUAGAAGACAAGAUGGUGGUUGAGUUCUAA
This is a messenger RNA of Sphaeroforma arctica JP610, 564 nucleotides long. RefSeq lists its product as hypothetical. Gene Ontology annotation, molecular function: calcium-dependent protein serine/threonine phosphatase regulator activity; calcium ion binding. The record is from RefSeq and is a predicted model, not a curated record. The transcript has 7 exons. Bases 1 to 564 code for a protein of 187 amino acids. NCBI's taxonomy places the organism in Eukaryota, Ichthyosporea, Ichthyophonida.